CCUACGUACAGUCUACUCCUAGAACUUGAAGAAGGGGACAGUAGAUUCACGAGCUGAUUUGCUUCCUGUCCGGAGUAAAAGGGGCGCCAAUAACGAAGCUGGGGACGGAGGGGCAAGCUGGUGGAGCAGACAGCAGCGCAUGGCAGGAGCUCUUCCUCCGUGGCUUUCUUUGUGACACUGAGAAUUCGAAAGCUUAAGGUGCUUGCGCUGACUGCGGUAAACUUUGCCCCAGCCCUUAGCUGCUCCUGCGCUGGGACGUUGUUUCACUCUUUAAAAACAUGCAUGGGAUUCAGCCGGGUGCGAACCGGGGGUUGACAUCUGUCUACCAAAUAUUGGAAGUUGAGAUUAUGAGGACACCCAAUAGGCGCCACGGCUUAAUUCAAUGGUCAGGACCAAAAGACUGAGUGUAUCUACCAAAUCUCAGUGCAGAUACAGGUCUGCUUGCGUUGAUGCCAGCCGCAGCAUCUUACUUAAUCUAGGUUCAGGGAUCUUCCAAGCUUGCGAGCAACUAUUUUCUUGGUAAAGAUGGACUUCUGUCCAACCUGCGCCAACUUGCUUCUGGUCGAAGGAGGCAACAUGGGGGAACUCCGCUACUUCUGCCAGACAUGUCCAUAUGUGUACACCAUAAAAGCAAAGAUGAAGAAUAAGCUGCCUCUGGCCAGAAAAGAAGUGGACGAUGUCCUCGGGGGUGAAGAGGCCUGGCGGAACGUGGAUAAGACGGAAGCCACCUGUCCGAAGUGCAGAUAUGGGGAGGCGUACUUCAUGCAGAUCCAGAUUCGGUCCGCGGACGAACCCAUGUCUACGUUUUACAAGUGCUGCAAACCCGAAUGCUCGCACCAGUGGCGGGAAGGAUAACCAAGGGCGGUCAACCUACCUUUGAAACAUUAGCAGGACCCAUGUUGGAGCGAUAGACAUGUCAGAAAAAGGUUUUGUGUACUGAGAACACGUGACAGGGUUCCGGUCCAAUACGGUUGCCCACAAAGAUCCCCUCCGCUUUCGUAAAGGUCGAUAGAAACGGCCACCGAUCUGAACCGAUUGGGCUACACGAAGAUUGUACUUGGCUUGGCAUCCACACUCGAGACAAGCCUGAAGUCGAAAGGAAGCAGUUUGCGCAGCAAAAGUUACAAUUCUGGCUAGCAAAUCUUCCAAGUGCUAUAACCACAGCUCUAGCUGGCGUGUAUUGAGGACUCAAGCUUAUUGCAAAAGGGUGGCGCGGCACUUUACAAACAUCGAGUUCAAACGCGCUUACUCGCUCAAAGCGUUACCCACCAGGUGCUCGGCCAGCCACUUUCUAUUACACUUGUAGCGUGCACAGCAUCGGGUCACGACGGUCAGACUUUGCUCACUACGUUGAUUUCAAUGGUAU
Molecule: messenger RNA, 1366 nt
Organism: Klebsormidium nitens
Lineage: Eukaryota; Viridiplantae; Streptophyta; Klebsormidiophyceae; Klebsormidiales; Klebsormidiaceae
Source: the annotation of a GenBank genome assembly